CCGUCUGGAGACUGUAUUUUAGUGAAGGUUAGAGAAUACGAGGCGGCAUUACCUCCAGACUGCAGAGAGCCCGUGGAAUAAUUGAGAUAUUAUUCGAUGACAGUUCGUGCAGAGUCCCAAAAACACACCAGCCACCUGCAUUUCCUAACCCCUCCUCCCCCCCCCCAUUCCUUAGCCACUCCUGAUGACAAAGAGUUUGAUAUGAAAAUAUGGGAAAUGAAUCAAGGAAAUCCAGUUGAUGACCGGACAACCGCACUGUAACUGGUACCAAUGUGCUGGAUGCAAUGUCUGUUUCAGUACUAGAAAUGAUUGUUUAAGACAUCGGUGUAAGUUGGAAGACUAGGAUGGUGAUGGAGCACCCAGAUGUGCAAUGGACCUGGCUGCACGUUAUCUUCUGUUCCAGCAUAAUUCAAACCACGGCCGUAUCUCUUCAUGCCAAAAGUGAUUUAUCAUCUGGUGGCAAUACAAUUUACAUUUAUUCCACCAAAGCUGUUCAUGUUGGGAACUCAAAUCCUCCAGGCAGUUCUCCUCAAUCCUUGCCAGAAAUCUCCAGCAAAGUCUCCGCUCAUGAGGAACCUGACCCACCUAUCCACUCGGGCAUGUCCCCUUUGUACCUGAGCGCAUCAUCGAGGGGAAAUUCAUCUGAUUUUAGUGGUGAUGAUGAGGAUCUGGUGUUUGAUGAUGAGGAUCUGGUUUUCAAUAGUGAGGAUAAUAGCAACAUUGAAGAAGUCAAACAGGACAUUACUGAAUCUCAAGCAUUUAUUUUAGGAAAUGGAUCUGUUCCUUCAGUCAUAUCUGCUGAUACAAAUUCUUCUUCUGAUUAUUCUUUGUUGAAGCCAUUUAAUAGUACCUCAGUUUAUAAAUCAACCCAAUCUGUUCAAAACCCCAAACAUUCUCAAGGCAGUGGAACAGUGCACGACAUCUCUUUUCUCCAACAUUCCACAGCAACGUUUCCAAAUGAUGAUUUAUUCUUUGAGGUCAAUUCUCACCAUAUGACUCUUCCACACACUGAAACCAUGCAAACAACACCAAGACCUCUUGUAGCUCUGGGAAAUAUGAAUCCAACAUUGACUUCAGAUCAUUUGGUGACUGAGAAACCGUACUUUAUCACUACUUCCUAUGUGUCACCAGGAGAGGAAACACCUGUUCCGGAAAUCAAAAGGAAUCAUGAUCAAGUGCUUACUCCAUUGGUUAUUGAGUCUUCUGCAAAAUGGCCUCAGGAUUUUGUUUCAAAGAAACUGAGUGUGAAUCACAUGAGUCCAGCACCCAUGCGUUCUGCUUCUCCUUUGAUCACAGGGUCUAGUUAUUCUGCAAUGAUGAGUGAAAAGUUAUUAAUAGUCAGCCGACCUGCUGCUGAUGUUUCUGAACUACAUAAUCGAACAGAUACAUUCAGUCGAGCUAACACAAUAGAUGCCAAUGCCCAAUUCUUUGCCCAACGCGCUUCCAAUAGUGUAGAACACCUUCCAAAGUUGACAACAACACCUGCUUCUGAGAGGCAGGUGAGGUGGCAAACUACUGAUCGAGCUUAUCCACGAGUGAAGGUCCUCAGUGCUACGGACAGGAUGUCUACAUCGCAAUGGGUUAGAAUGUCAGCAUAUGAUACAGAUAAGUUCUUACCUUCCCAGCAAACCACCCAGACAUACUUCACCUCAGAACAAGGAAAUGAUAUCUACACCAAUCCAGUGGACAGCUCAGCAACGGUCAUUGAGAUGGUGGAAGAUCCCCAGUUCCUUGAUGGUCAACCAACUAAUACUAAACAGGGUUCUGUAGUGAGAGGUUCUUUCCCCAAUGGAUUGGCCACCAUCUCUCCAACAGCAAGACUGCAGCAUCUGACCUUAAAAGGAAAUAGAAAUGUGCUGUCAUCAAUUGAGCCAACCAGAGUGGUCACCACAACGUACUUCUCACCAUUAACGGCAUGGAGACAUGGCCCAUCAAGAGAACCCAACUCUGCUAUUGAAUCGGCCAAAACAGAAUCCAUACCAAGUGGCCGCUACAUGGCAAUGCUAAAGACGAGGCCUACUGUGCUAACGCAACAGCUGACCGCAAAGAUCUCAAACAAAACUAAUGUUUCUGUGACCCUACCACCUCUAACACAGGGAGGGCUUGGGACCAAAUCGAUAAGCACCACUUUGAGUUUGCCACGGGCAACAACCAAAGUCCCUUUGCCCAGUUCCCGCCCUACAAAGGUGUCUAUAGCAGAAACAACAAUGAAAGGAGGUCCUGUUAAAGUGGGUGUUAAACCUCCUUUUAAAGAUACUGUGACAGAAGGAACAUUGCCAUCAGCUACCAGAACACCUGGAAACCAUUACAAUGUCAUCACAACCGUGACAGCAGUGACACGCAGCCAGUCAGGGAAUGACACUCAAACACCGACAAUGAAAAUAGCUUCCAAUACUUCGACUGGUGUCAACACAACUUCUCCCAAAGGACAGGACACUCGCAAUGGGCCGGGACGGAAAUGGAUAAUACCUAACAAUGCCCAAAUGCCAAAUCACACUGUAGACUCCAAGAUGGCUACUGGCAAUCAUUCCGAUAAAAUUAGCUCCCAUUUCGAACUCUGCUCCACACUGGACAGGGACUGUGCAUUUAAUAAAACAUUCACCCAGUGGAAACAGAUGAAACAGACUUUGGGAUUUGCUUGGGAAAUGCACAUUUAUGGAGCAGGAGUACUCUUUGUUAUCCUCAUAGUAAUAUCACUAAUUAAUUUGAUUGGCUCUCCAAUUUUGGCCAUUCCAGACCUUCAUUAUCUCAUGGCAGCUAAUGCCAUGCUAUUUGCAUUGGCCCUCUUAAGAGCAGUGUACUUGUUCCUUGAUCCGUAUGGCAGCAAGUUCAGACUUCCCCUGAUAAGUGGUUUGAUGCUGUACAACAUCACAUUUCCCCUCCUCAUCACUACUUUUGGCAUUCUGACACUGCUCUUACUGAAGAUGGGGGAUCUUCAGAUGCUCUCCUCAAAAUUCCAGAACCCCACCACCCUGUCCAUGAUUGCUGCUGUCCACUUCAUUGUGUUGAUAAGUGGAGAUCUUCUUUACCUCCUGGUGAAUCCCGCUGUGAACGUGGUCCUGCAUGUCUUUUCUGUCUCGUGGGCUUCUUUUCUGAUCACUGCCUUCUUCCUCAGCUACCGCAAGCUCCAGAGUCAUUCUGAAGCCACUGUGCAGCAGAUUCAGAAGCCAGUCAUUGGUAAUGAGGAACCAGUCGAGCCACAGAAUCAUGGAAGAACAUUAAAGCAGCUUUUACUCUCCACGAAGGUGAUGGCGAUCAGUGCUGCUUUUGGGUUUCUCUGUUGCGCUUUUCAUGUCUAUGCCACGCUUUGGAAUUAUGGACUAUUAGGAGAGAAGGGCCAGUUCUAUUGGGCAUGGUGGUUCGUUCAGUUCUGGUAUCGGAGUUUUGAGAUUGCAAUGUCUUUUGCCAUGAGUUUCGUGGCCUCGUAUGCCUUCUGCCAGCAACAUGCCAGGCCUGACCACACCUGCUGGAGGAAAAUUGUUCAAUAUUUCCACCAGUAUAGGAAAAAUGAAGUGCCAGAGUACCCAAACAAUUGCUUUGACUGGUCUUCUGGGGCCCAGGACAGGAUAACGGGCAAUGAUAUCUUCAAGAACCUUAUACAUAACCGGCCUGAGUCCAUGCCUCUUAAAACAAUUAAUGGAACUAAUCAAGAAAAACCUGCCAAGAGUUACUAUAACAACAAUGGUUCAAUCAUCUCACUGGACCACAGACCCAAGAUUCCAGUUCUGGGACCCAAAUCUCACAAUCUGCUGCUGGGCCGCUCAUUUACCAGUAUCUGCAUUGAGAAAGAGUCUUCUGUGUCUCUCAAUGAGUUUGACCUACGCCCACCUUCACCCAUCAACCUCAGCCGAAGCAUCGAUGAAGCACUUUUCAGAGAACACAUAGUCAGAGACAGCCUGUUUAAUGAUUCUGGUCUUCAGUGUCCCAGCCACAUGACCAUAGAAGACUCCCGCUCUUCUCUGAGAGUGCACAAGGUGUCUGAUCAGGGUAAUGUUACAGUGGUUCCACUGGAUUUUAGGCGUCGCAAUAGUGACCCCGACUAUUUGCACAGUGUGGCCAAGAGCAGCUCGCUAAGCAACAACCAAACAGAUACGUCAAAGCAGUCAGUCCAGGAUAUCGACAGCAACCAAGCUUCCAGCAGACUGCACAGGUCUGCAUCAGGAAGUUCCGUGGACAGCAUUUCCAGGACAUCAUUUGGAAUCCACUGGUACACAUGGACACGUGAGCGUUCUUCAGAGGAGAGUGCCCCAUCUGCCGAUCCAGUCAGUGAGAGUCUUCUCUCUCAAGACAAUCCUGAGGUAAAUUCAAAUACUGAAGACUUCGAUCUUGAAGCAAAGAAGAGCUUUAUAGAUGUCAGGGUGACUGAUGAUGUCAGUCUUUCCAGUGACACAAUUGAACUUUAAUACUUGGGUGGAGAUGUGAUUUCUUUAAUAAUGUGGGAGGAAAGGAGCAGAUCUGCUGGAGGAAUAAGGUAACUGGUGUUAUCAGUGAUGAAAGGCUCAUGGUUACCAUCACUGGCUGAAAGAAGUGCAGGGAGGAGCAGCCAAGAAUUGAAAUUUGACUAACGUUUCAAUGUGUGGCUGUGAAACCCAUUACUUACAAGUUGGCACCAAACCUACUUCUCCGAUUUAUUAAUGUACUAUCUUACAAAACUCUCCUCACCUCAACUGCAGUUCAUCCUGACAAUAAACAGUGGGGUGUUUGCACUUCAUUGAGCUGGGGUGAGAAUAAUACCAAUCUAAAAACAUGCUGAAACUAUGUUAUUUACUAGAUGUUUUUUUGUGAGUUGGAAACCAAACCAAUAAUGAUUAUGCUCUGCAAAUUAAAUACUUUGCACUUUUUCAAUUUGUCAGAGAGAUCAAUAUACCAGAUUUUCUAUGGACACAGUAAUAUUGCCCUGGGAACACAUCAGGAGACCAGCCCAUUUACCAACGGUCACCUUAUUUAUAUAUUCCGUAGUACAAGCCUCACCAUCAACACUCUCCUUGAAGAAUUUCUUUUUGAAGAGCAAGAAUAUAUACUAAAACACAAGUCAGGUAGAGACAGAGGCACUCUAGUUUUCCAUAGAGAGAGAGAAAGCGAAUGAAAGGCAGAAAGGAAUAACAGUAGCUUUACACAAACUGGAAUUGGAAUCCAUUCCAUUUUCAAUUGUCAGAUUUCAGAAGCAAAUGGAAACACCUACAGAUCUUUGCUUUGAAGGAAUCACCCAGUUUGCAAUCCAGUGUUUAUUCAGCUUCCUUGUAUUCACCUGUCAUUAAUUUGCUCACAGAAAAUCUGAAAUGAAUCUUCUAAAGUCUGUUUCCCUAGAUGAAAUUUUAGUUGCAAAUGUAAGUCAUUUGUGUUUUACAUACGCCGUGAAUUAUUUUCAGUGGAUGGGACGACUCCUCACAAAUUCCUGCCUUCAUUUUUUAAAAAAGUCCAUGGAAAGUAACUUUUCAUCCUUUGUCUUGUCAAUGAUUUUAGCACAUUUUGCCUUGCUUAUUCACAUGCAGCUUCAACCAGGACCUAUUGUGCCAGCAUAUAAUAUAUUGUGAAGAGACUGAGAAAGUCCAUUGGUUAAGGAAGCAGAAUGAGAACUGAGCAGGAGAAGAAAGAAUCUCAGAAGCCAAUCACUGACAUUAAUCCAAUAGUUUUAUUUGCCCAAAGUGAGCUCACUCGUUUUAGAUCAUGUAACUUCUUCUUUCUUCUUCUUCGGCUGUCCGUCGGAUUCGAUGUUGACUGCGCUGAGAGUUUAGUCUCUGCAGGCACGUUUAUGGGCCACAAGACCAGCAUUGGAUCGGCACUGUCUCCCACAUCGACACCAUCCAGAAACUCUACUCCAACACACCUUGCACAGUAAUAAGACAGACGGUGUCGUGCCCCCACCAUACAGUCUCUCUGGGCUUCCAGACCUGAUGCUGAGUGGUGCACAGGAGUGUAGCAGACUUAGCGGAUACGGAAGCUGCCCCGCAGUGACAACUAACUAGUCUAGUGAUGCCAUCCGUUGACCAGCACUCCGGUUCCUCCGCGUGCCACCAAGGUGGCCGUACAUUGACCCUUUUGGAUUCAUCUGCCACAGACACCAUCAGACGUCCUGCUGCCAGCAUCCUCGUUGGGUGCAGCCUUUGCCUGAAGAGGCAUAGCCUACAAAGUAGCAAAGGCAUGCUUACCUCCUUGACUUAGCCAGCCACGAUCCUACUACUAGAUCUAGUCUAGUAGUGUACCGAUGGAACAUCACCUUCACGGCUAGGUUAGACCCGCCAGAGAACGAAUCUCUGCCGUACUCCGCUGAUGUUCAGCCAGUGUCACUCCUACGCCACAGUGAGGCGCCAAGGUAGGAUUUUGUAGAAGAUCAUGUCAUCUGUAAGGAGUCCUUCCCAUGGAACAUGUAAAUUUUCUCCAGUUUCCUCCCACAGUCCAAAGAUGUAUCAUGUACCUUGGACCAUUAUUGAGCACAUCAUAUGGAUUCCAUUCCAUUUAGCCAUUUUAUUUAUUUAUUUUGAGAAAUGGGUUCUUCCAGCCCUUCAAGCUGCACUGCCGAGCAACCACGAUUUAACCCUAGCCAAAUGACAAUUUGCCAAUUAACCUACUAACAGAUACAUCUUCGGACUGUGGGAGGAAACUGGAGAAAAUCCCUAUGUUCCAUAGGAAGGACUCCUUACAGGUGACAUCGGAAUUGAACUCCAAGCGCCACUGCCCCGAGCUGUAAUACUGUCAUGCUAAUCACUACGCUACCAUUAUAUUUUGGGUUUCAGUAUGAGAUGAAAAAUGUUGGACACAAAAUUCAAACUGGCCAACUAUCAGAUUAUGGGAUCUGAGCUCUCGUAAGGAAUUCAUUGGCUUUGUUCAGGAUCAGUCGGAUUCCCUGCUCCAACCUGUUCCAGCCAACUACCUCUCUACGUCUGUGACUAGAUUGAUAACAAUUAGCUCCAAGCACAGGAAACGUCCCUGUUGCUGUCCUCAGUCGCCCUACAAAAUACAGACAAUCAUGUUGAAGAGACAAUCAUCUAAAAGCAUUGCUGCAUCAUUUGAGCAUCAGCGUAUAAUAUCACAAAUGUGACAUUUAAAAAAAUGGAAACAUAGUAUAAUUGCAUUGCUGAAGAAUCCAUAAUAUCAAUGGAUAGAGAUAACCACAUUCGUGGUGUCAAAUGCCAUUCACAGAGGGAGAGUUAAUGAGAGAUGUUUCCAGGAAAUACCUGCAGAAGCUGAUAAAUAACCCCACUGCUUCUCCGAUUUCUUCAAAGAAGAUUGAAGACUUUUCUCCAGCCUUCCCUUGAAAAUAAACAUAAUGGAAAACUUAAGUGAGGACAGCAUAGCAAAUCUUUACUAGUAACCAUGACUUAUUUUUCAAACAUACCUUCACAGUUUUAAACAAAAAUAAUGUUUGCAAGAAUCCCAAUCUCUGGGAAAAGUAAGUUACAGUAUUUUCAAAACAGCAAUAUCAUAGCUUACAACUAUGGCCUUGUAAAAAUACUGCUUACCAUUUUCUUCCCUUUGAAGCACAGUAUUGUAUUUAUAUGACCACAUGGUUCCAUCUUUUACAUACACCAUUGCAGCAAGAUGGAUGGAGAAGCAACUCCUUUUCUAAAGGCUCCCUUGAAUAGACCUCUUCGCUAAGAAAAUAAACAUGCACUAGCUAAAGCUCAGCACCUUCUCCAUGCAGGGAGUUGCUUGAUGGACUUUCACAGCUGCAGUAUACAUGCCAGCACCUGCAGUUGGAAGCGAAGAGUGGCAUCGGCCGCAGAAACUGGUCUGUGAUGCAAGAGGAACUAAUAUUGUCAUUCAGGGGAGGUGGUGGUGUGGAUGCAUGGAAGGAAGUGCAUGAAUAUGCAUAACUGUAUAGGGAAUAAUGAAUGCAUGGUUUUGAAUCAGCAGGACAGACAGCAUUUAUGAUGAGAUAAUCAAAAUUAAUGUCUGUUUCUCUCAGGAAAAGGCGGUGGUACAGUGAUGCAACAGGUAAUAGCACACAGCUCCAAGUUAAAAUCUGACCCUCUGUGCUGUCCGUGUGGGGUUUGCACGUUCUCCCUGUAACCAGGUAGUCCAGUUCACCGGUUUCCAGAAACUCCGUAGCUAUUCUAGUCUCUCACUUCUCAAAGGCAGGCUGGUAUAUUAACUGGUAAGUGGCAGGAGAAUCAGAGAUGGUGGGGAUGAGAGAGGGAAUAGAAGGGACGGAAUGAGACUGACAGGAGUCCUCUGAUUUGAUGGGAAUUGUAGCAAAAAUUGCUGAGCUGAAAUGUCAAAUCCAUUUGUAUAUUCUCACAAGCAUCCUUACAAUUGGCAUGAUAGGUUUAUUAAGAUUUGAUAGUGUUAAUAGAUAAAAUGCUUAAGUAUCUUGAUGUUUCUCCCUCUAUAGAUGCUGUCUGCCUUGCUGGAUAUUUGCAACGUUUACUGCUUUAUUUUGGAUUCACAGUAUGUUCUUUUUGAAUUAACAGGGAGACUGAUGUUGGUGAUGGGGUGCGACUGUUUGACUUGAUAGGGUGGUGAUAACAGAAAUGACAUGCAUAUUAAAGUGAAGGUAAUGGAGAGUAUGCAUCCACGAAGCCUUUAAGUUUGGGGUUGUUUGUGUUUGGAAGACAAAGAAGAAAGCAGCUUCUUGCAAAUAUCUUUUUGGAACUGCAGGUCAUCUUUAACAUGUCCUGCUCCUCCUCCUUAAGCCCGUCACCUUUACUGGGGCAUAGGCUGCCAACAGCAGCUCGACAGAGGCUUCUGUCCUGGACCAGUUUUUCAAGUCAUCCCCAGAUAUGGCUUACUGAAUGAUCCUUCCUCUCCCAGUGAUGAGGUCUUUGGUGCUUCUGUUGGUGUUUCUGCAGCUCUGGAUUUUUAUGGGAUGGGUUUGCUAGCCCCGUGCCCAAACCUCCUAUCACAGACGGGUUUGGGCUGUUCACGGUGGAGUUCUGACAUGUCCUUGCAAGAUUAAUAAUAUUUUGUGAUAUUCAACUGUCUAAGAUUAAAAACUGUACCUAAGUACUAUUGUUUAUGAAUAUUUCUUCUGUACCCUCUCACGAGCACCCUUGCAAUUGGCAUGCUAAGUUUAUUAAGGCUUAAUAGUGUCAAUAGGUAAAGUAUUUCAGUGUCUUGAUGUUUAAACCAGCAAGCAAUUAUUUGAAGUCUACUGAAGGGAUUCAUCAAGAUGAUAGAUGAGAAAUGUCAAACACAAAUCAGUAAUGUCAUUGUCUCCUAGCAUAAGUCCUUUUUUUAAAAUAAGAUCAUUUUCUUAAGGAGCCUGUCCUUUUCCAAAAGAAUAAUGUUCACAUUGAAAGAAAGGACACCAUUUUAACUUCAUUAUUCCUAUUACAGUCUUUUGGCUAAACUGAUCAAGCAGACCUUAAUCUCCUGUGGCUUUCAAUUGCAUAAAAUACUGCUGGUAAAUUAAACAUGCGGUAUCUCUCUGUUUCCUUUACUUUAAGCUUAUUGCUCACAGAUUUGAUGGGUGGAUGUUGCUAGUAGCUCCCGAUAUGGGUCGAAAGCAGGCCAGUCAAUGUGUUAGUUAUUGUGAAUAAGCCUCAGUCAUAGACUGGGAGCCACAUGACUGCCAUUGCAGAUAAUACUGACAUUAAAACUGAGCUUCCGGACUCGUGUAAAGAUGUGAUCUGGACCCCGGAAACUCCAUUAAAGAGGGAUUAUUGACUUGGAAUUGUCUACAAUGUUUAAUUUUACUAGCACUAAUGUAUAUUUUCAUGCCUUUCUGAUGGCAUUACUGUGUGUGGCAUUCUGUGCGAUGCACUUUGUACAGCUGAUGCACAGUGGUCAUUGUCAAAAUCUCCUGUAAUGAUUCUCUAUUGCCUUUGUUGUUUUAUAGCAAAUUUACAAGACAGUAAAAGUAUACUUUUUUACGUUUUGUUCACAAAAUAAAUGUUUUU
Hypanus sabinus (Atlantic stingray) is the source of this 9839-nucleotide messenger RNA. RefSeq lists its product as uncharacterized. The coding region runs from base 345 to 4403 and encodes 1352 amino acids. NCBI's taxonomy places the organism in Eukaryota, Metazoa, Chordata, Chondrichthyes, Myliobatiformes, Dasyatidae. The record is from RefSeq and is a predicted model, not a curated record. The transcript has 5 exons.